GCGCGCGCGUUCGCGGAGACGGAAGACCGGAGAGGCGCUCUGCCGUGGGUGCGAGCGCGCAGGCGCCUCCUUGGGAUAGCUGCGGGCGCGAAUCCUAAUGUUCUACGGGCUGCGGGCCACCACUCGGAUCAAGAAGCAGAACAUUCACAGCUUCUUCUGAGAAGACCUCCCUGGAAGACUUCUCCCAAUCACCAUCCUCUCUUUUCUCCGCAAAGGCUACUUCAUAGACAUAAAGAUCAAUAUUUAACUGGAAAGGAAGCAUCACUUAAAAUUCUCUCAAACUCCUAAUUCCGGGGAAUUGAUAACAUUUCUCUGAUGAAGAAAAGAAGUGCUACUGACUGUGUGUUAAAAGUAUUCUGGCACUGGUCCUGUUUUUUUCCCUCCCUAGAUUUGAAGAAAAAUUAUGGAGAAAUGGCACUUGAUGACAAUUGUGGUCUUAAUAGGACUAACAGUACGGUGGACAGUUUCUCUUAAUUCUUAUUCAGGUGCUGGAAAACCCCCUAUGUUUGGUGAUUAUGAAGCUCAGAGACACUGGCAAGAAAUUACUUUUAAUUUACCCAUCAAACAAUGGUAUUUUAACAGUAGUGAUAACAAUUUACAAUAUUGGGGAUUGGAUUACCCACCUCUUACAGCCUAUCAUAGUCUUUUAUGUGCAUAUGUGGCAAAGUUUAUAAAUCCAGACUGGAUUGCUCUCCAUACAUCACGUGGAUAUGAAAGUCAGGCACAUAAGCUCUUUAUGCGUACCACAGUGUUAAUUGCUGACUUGCUGAUUUAUAUACCAGCAGUAGUUUUAUACUGUUGUUGUUUAAAAGAAAUCUCAACUAAGAAAAAGGUUGCUAAUGCAUUAUGCAUAUUGCUGUAUCCAGGCCUUAUUCUUAUCGACUAUGGACAUUUUCAAUAUAAUUCUGUGAGUCUUGGCUUUGCUUUGUGGGGUGUUCUUGGAGUAUCUUGUGACUGGGACCUGCUAGGCUCGUUGGCAUUUUGCUUAGCUAUAAAUUAUAAACAGAUGGAACUUUACCACUCUUUGCCAUUUUUUUGCUUUUUACUCGGCAAGUGUUUUAAAAAAGGCCUGAAAGGAAAGGGGUUUGUAUUGUUAAUUAAGCUAGCUUGUACAGUUGUAGCUUCCUUCAUUCUCUGCUGGCUGCCAUUCUGUACAGAAAGGGAGCAAACAUUGCAAGUUCUAAGAAGACUCUUCCCAGUUGAUCGUGGAUUGUUUGAGGAUAAAGUAGCCAAUAUUUGGUGCAGCUUCAGUAUCUUUCUGAAGAUCAAGGAUAUUUUGCCACACCACUUCCAGAUAAUAAUCAGCUUUUGUUUUACAUUUUUGAGCCUGCUUCCUGCAUGUGUAAAAUUAACACUUCAGCCCUCUUCCAAAGGAUUCAGAUUUACUCUGGUUAGCUGUGCACUAUCAUUCUUUUUAUUUUCUUUCCAAGUACAUGAAAAGUCCAUUCUCUUGGUAUCAUUACCAGUCUGCUUAGUUUUAAGUGAAAUUCCUUUUAUGUCUACCUGGUUUUUACUUGUGUCAACAUUUAGUAUGCUACCUCUUCUACUGAAGGAUGAACUCCUAAUGCCCUUAGUUGUGACAACGAUCGCAUUUUUUAUAGCUUGUGCAACUUCCUUUUCAAUAUUUGAAAAGACUUCUGAAGAAGAACUUCAGUUGAAAUCCUUUUCCCUUUCUGUUAGGAAAUAUCUUCCAUGUUUUACAUUUCUUUCCAGAAUUAUACAAUAUUUGUUUCUUAUCUCAGUCAUCACUAUGGUACUUCUGACACUGAUAACUGUCACACUGGAUCCUCCUCAGAAAUUACCGGACUUAUUUUCUGUAUUGGUUUGUUUUGUAUCCUGCUUACAUUUCCUGUUCUUCUUAGUCUACUUUAACAUUAUAAUCAUGUGGGAUUCCAAAAGUGGAAGAAACCAGAAGAAAAUCAACUAGGUACAUCUGCAAACACGUGAAAAUAUUAACAGUGCUUAAACGGUUUUUGAACUUUUUGCUGUGUAUAAAUAAAAUUAUCAUUUUGAGGAUCAUGGAAUUACAGGAAAAAGAUGGUGAAAAGUCAUCGUUGUCUAUACAAAGUAAAUCUAUAUGGGAUCCAAGCCCAGUGGAGGCUUUUAUUUUCUAACUAUUGAGUGGCCAAGACAUACUGUAGUUUUAUAAUAUUCAGUUAUCCAAGUGGGAAAAUAAGAGAAAAUGCCCUUAAUCCCAGUAUUUACUCAGGAAAUAUACAAUUUGUUGUCUUAAAGAAAAUCUGCAAAUCCAGUGAAUUUACUGGGAGAAUUUAACCCUUCUUAUUAAAGGAAAUUACUAAUUUUGGUAUUUAAAUUUCAUUUUCCUUCCUUGGAAUACAAGUAAUGUGUAUUUCAUUCUUUAGAAAUCUAUCUCAGGGUUUAAAUUUGUGACAAUCUUUUAAAUUACUGUGAGAAGGCAAUUUAAACUGCUUGAAGUUUGAACAUGCCUCAUUACAUGGUACAGAUUUGAAUUUCUUUUUAACAGGCAGAGAGGUUAAACCAUGUUCUUAUUUUUUCCAAAAUGCCGAUUUACUUAAAUGCAAUUUAACAGUGAAUUUUCUUGAAUUUAAAUCUAAGUGGUUUGAGUGAUGUCUCUUUAAUUACUCAUGAUCACUAGUUCUAAACUUCCAGGAUCAUUCUGUUUAAGUUAAAUGGUCUUAUGCAGGAUUUCAUUCUUCUGAUCUUUUUAUUGUUGUUGUUGUGACGUGGUUCAGGAUAACCACUUCCAUAGCAUUGAUUCAUAUCAUGUUUCAUAUUGACUUGGCUCUGUUAAUAAUGUAUCAUUCUAUAUUAGGAGAAGCUCAUCUUUACUGUCAUAUUCAAUUGGUAAAAAUAAUGUAUCAUAUCGAUGUUAUAGUUUCUUAUGUAAAGAUGUGUUGUCUAGAUGUGUUGUCUUUACUCUCUGUGAUAAGAAUAAAACAAUUAUUUUCA
Leopardus geoffroyi (Geoffroy's cat) is the source of this 2931-nucleotide messenger RNA. It is a transcript of the gene ALG6, whose product is annotated as ALG6 alpha-1,3-glucosyltransferase. Gene Ontology annotation, cellular component: endoplasmic reticulum membrane. Gene Ontology annotation, biological process: protein N-linked glycosylation. Gene Ontology annotation, molecular function: dolichyl pyrophosphate Man9GlcNAc2 alpha-1,3-glucosyltransferase activity. The transcript has 16 exons. The record is from RefSeq and is a predicted model, not a curated record. NCBI's taxonomy places the organism in Eukaryota, Metazoa, Chordata, Mammalia, Carnivora, Felidae. The coding region runs from base 404 to 1927 and encodes 507 amino acids.